Molecule: messenger RNA, 7761 nt
Organism: Penaeus chinensis
Lineage: Eukaryota; Metazoa; Arthropoda; Malacostraca; Decapoda; Penaeidae
Product: vitellogenin-like
Exons: 16
Coding region: 1-7668 (2555 amino acids)
Biological process (GO): lipid transport
Molecular function (GO): lipid carrier activity
Source: RefSeq, a predicted model, not a curated record
AUGGUGGCAGACGCGGCGCCACGACUACUGCCCGGCCCUCGGAGCUCCCGGCCUAUAUACCCACCUCGUCGCAAGCUCGCGGAUGCCCGAGCACGGAACGCAGACAUGCCAAGAUGCUCCACCGAAUGCCCUAUCACCGGAUCCCCCAAACUGGCCUACCAACCCGACAAGACCUACGCCUACGCCUACUCCGGCAAGUCCACAGUCCAGCUCAAGGGCGUGGACAACGGCGACAUUGCGACCGAAUGGACGGCAGGAGUUGAUCUCACCUGGAUCGGCCCUUGUGACAUGGCCAUCUCCUUCAGGAACACCAAGAUGGAUGGCGCCCGAGGUCCCAUCGCUGCCAGGACGCUGGAGAGAUAUCCACUGGUGGUGGCCGUUGUCGACGGGAGGGUGCAGCACGUGUGCGCUCACCCAGAGGACGAACCAUGGGCCAUCAACCUGAAAAAGGGCGUUGCUUCGGCUUUCCAGAACUCCAUCCCUUCUCUGUCUGCUGUCAGCUCAGGCAUCACAGUAACUGAGACCGAUGUUGUCGGAAAAUGCCCGACAAAGUAUGAAAUUGAGACCGAAGGAGAGAAGGUCAUUGUGGUCAAGGAGAAGAACCACCGCCACUGUCAAGAACGUUACCCAACACCUGCUGAAACACCUGCACCAUGGCUGAAGGCUCCCCUGCCGAUCGAGGAAUCCAAGUCGCAGUGCAGGCAGGAAAUCGCCAAUGGCAUUUACACCGCCAUCACGUGUCAAGACAAGAACAUCGUUCGACCUGCCAUUGGAAUCUACAAGUAUGUGGAGGCCAGUCAGGAUUCAACACUUCGUUUCAUCUCCGAGUCCUCCGACACUUCAGCCAUCAGCGGCAUCCCUUCAGGAGAACUGCACAUUGAAAGCCUGUUGUACAACCAUGAAACAAUGAAGGACCCACAGCUGGCACCUGAGCUAGAUGAACUCAUGAAGGAGAUCUGUGACAAGACCAAAGACACAGUUGAGGCUGAAGCUGGUGCAUUGGUUGCCAAGGCUCUCCAUGUGUUACGUCGCGUUCCCGAGACGGUUGUGGUGGAGACUGCGCAGAAAGUGAGACAAGGACAUUACUGCAGUGACUCUGCUAGGCUGGAGAGCAUCUUCUUGGACGCAGUUGCUUUCCUCCACGAGUCUGGUGCAGUAAAGGUCAUGGUUCACGAAAUCGAGAAUGGACGAGCAACAGGGGGACGUCUUGCUCUGUACACGGCAGCGCUCUACCUCACCCCACGACCCAACAUUGAGGCAGUCAAGGCCCUCACACCACUGUUUGAAAGCCCUCGUCCAAUGCCCUCGUUGCUGCUGGCAGCUGCUUCCAUGGUAAACAACUACUGCCGCCAUACUCCAGCUUGCUAUGAGAAAGCUCCAGUUGCGAGAAUUGCCGAGAUUCUGGCCAACAGAGUCCAGAGUCACUGCUCUCCUUCUGCUGGUGUUGAGGACAAGGAAGUAGCCCUUGCAAUUUUCAAGGCAAUAGGGAAUAUGGGUGUGGCUACACCUGCCGUGACAAGGGUAGCUCUUGAGUGUAUUGAGAAUGAGAGAGUGGAAACCAGCAUCCGGGUUGCUGCUGCUCAGGCCUUCAGGCAAGCCGAUUGUCGUCAACGACCUGUAAAUCAGCUUCUGGACUUUGCCGCAAGUCGGUUCACCGAAACUGAAAUCCGCAUUGCUUCGUAUCUUGUAUCCAUUCAGUGUGCUGAGGAGGAAGCUUUGGGGGAAAUGGUUGACAAGAUUUCCGUACAAGAAAAUACUCAAGUCCGCAGCUUUGUCCUGAGCCACCUGCUUAACCUGCAGAAGUCCACCGCGGUUCACAAAGAGAGGAUACGGAAACAUUUGUCAAAUUUCAUCGUUCCGACCGACUUUCCAGCGGACAUAAGGAAGUACUCGAGGAACAUCGACUGGUCCUCCCGGAUUCCCUCGCUUGGCGCAGGCGCGGGCGUCGAGGGAGACGUCGUGUUUGUCCCUGGCUCCUACGUCCCGCGCUCCUUGCAUGCCAACCUCUCGGCGACAUUAGCAGGAACGGAAAUGAAUGUGGGAGAGUUUGGAUUCCGCGUUGAAGGACUGGAGCCGAUUCUGAUGGAACUGUUUGGUCCGAAAGAGCAUCUCCAGAGUGAUGGUUUCAGGAAAGUCAUAGAGUAUUUGACCGUACUGGAAGGUGGAGACAGUCUAAAAGGAAAAAUGUCGAUUGGGCUCUCUACAAUAUCAAAUUUCUUGAGAAAACUUUAUAGACAAGACGCAUCAGAUAGGACAAAGGUGGACAUGUUUUUCCGCUUGAUGGGCAAAGAGCUAUUCUAUGCAUCUUUGUCUGGAAAGCCAAACGAAAUCGGUCUCGGAAAUCUGAAAGAAAGUUUAGCCUCCUAUUUCCAACCAUCCUUUGACCCACUGAAUCUAAACAUCAGUUCGGUUCGCACUGCGGAAAUAUUGCGCGACUACCAUUUCCCAACCAUCCAGGGAAGUCCUCUGAGAGUGAAGCUAAGCGCGGUCGGCGUGGCUGGGUUUAAGAUGGACACUAAGCUCAACAUUCUUGAAAUGAUUCUUCAGUCGAAUAAGAUCGAUGGCACUUUCAAGAUGUGUCCCAGUUACUCUUUCAAAGCUAGUGUUUUUAUUGGUCAUGACUGGAAACUAUUCCAAAAUGCAUUGACUAUGGAUGGUCAAAUAUCUAGCUCGAAUGGUAUUAACUUUAACCUAAAAGGAAUGAAGGAAGAAGAAGUGCAGUUUGAACUAGAACUGCCAGACAAAAUGGAAAUCUUCAACAUAAAAGCAGCAGCUCGUUUGGAAAAGGUAAUUCAAGGAAGAAGCAUUGUCAUCUCAGUACCUUCCACCGAGAGAGAUGAGAGGGCUGAACACAAGUCUUGCAUUAAUACUUUCGAACCGGUAUUUGGCCUGAAAAUAUGCUAUGACGUGAACAUACCUGAUAUAUUCCGCAGUGAUGUGUUGCCUCUUGGGAAGCCCACGAUAGCCAAGCUUUAUGUUGAAAAGGCCCAUCCCUCGAUGAAGGGUUACCUGAUAACUGCCACCCUCAAGAAUAAGAGAGGUAACAAACUCAUAAAACUGAAAAUAGAAGCAGAUGGAGUUACCUCGCCAAGAGAAACGGAAAUGGUCCUGUCCUACACCAAGGAAGAGAGUUCCCACAUCGUGUCCGCUACACUCGACUCGUCUAGCGUCAAUGCAGGAAUGUGGACCACUCUAACCAGUGAGGAAGGGUACAGUGCCUUUGAAACCUUUGUGAAGUUCAAAGCCAGUAACACAGAUAUUUCUCACAGUAUUAAAGUCGAUCUAAAUGCAAAACAGGAAGGUGCCGCGGAAGAGUUGGUAGUGAACGUGUUCGGUGGUCGUAGCAGGAGACUCGCUUCUGAAUCGCAAAUUGUGGAGACUAAAUUCACUAAGACGACUAAUGGGCCUGGUGUUAGCGUGGAUGUGAUUUGCAGGACCAAAAAUGCUUUAAUGAAAUAUCUUGAAUUGAGUUUUGAAGAAUUCCAAGUUAGAUGCACCCCAGUGAAGCUCAAUUUCUUCAUCAGAAAAACGAAGGAUAUUGCAGGAUCCCGUGAACAUAUUUCUGCGCUAAAGUUAACGUACAGAAAGAGAAAAUUGCUUUCAUUAGAGGCAACCCAUAAAAUAGAAGGCGAUAUUUAUGGAAAUCAGACAAUUGGAACGGUCACGACCGUCAGGGCGACGAAUUCCGAGUACAAAGCCUCCUUUGAUUUGGUUUCCAAUUGCAACAAGUUCGACCUGUCUCUGCAAGUGGUUCACUCAGCUGACCACGCGAAAGUGGUGGACUUCCUCGUCUUCAUGGGUCGGGCAGCGAACUCGUACAGCACUAAAAUUCAGCUUGACCUGCCCCGCGCCAUGAGGGCCAUUAAGUUCGAGAGCAAGCUGGAGGAGCAAGAGCAGUUUCGUUUUCUGGCAAGAGCAGCUCUAAAAUUCGGAGACGACGUCAUUCUCCAGGCAGACGGUCCCUUGACAGCCAGAAUGCUACCUUGUGUGACGGAGUUCCAGACCGACUUGACUCUGAACAUGCUGUCGUUAAACCCUUACCGAAUUUCCAGCCAUGUCUCCCUCACGAGUAACAGGCAGCUCCUGGCCUUUGUCAUGAAGACCCAAAGGGAACCGGUCUUCGUGCUGGAGUGGAACGCCACCGCCGUGGUCGCCCGGAGGACCAUCGGCAUCAAGGUCCUGGUUCCUGCCGUUGCCAACCUCAAUACCGAUAUCGUCAUCAGCCCCGAGAUAAUUCACAUGUGCUUUAAUAAACUCCUCUUGCCCCUUAACCCUGCGCCGCGAAGGAUCAAAUGCUUCGUCGACGUGGAUCUGACGAGUCGCCACGCCACGGGACGCCUGUUCUGGGACGCCGAUGUGGACGUCGGCAAGGGAGUCAGCGUCGAGGUAUUUCUUGAUGGAGAUGCCUUCCACCCCCACCACGUCGCCUUGCAUGGGGGCGUGACCUACCUCAAUCAAACGUAUCAUUACAAGACGCAGGUGACUUUCGCAGAGCCAAAUGGUGGAUUCGAGGGAGGCAGUGACUUCUCUCUGGAGGUCACUACACCUUCUCACUCGACCAUCGUCCUCGAAACCAACUGCAAAGUCGACCACCAUGACACGGCGACGAAGGUUUAUUCUACCAUCAUGUUUAAGUCUACGCAGAACGAGAAGUAUAGACUCACCAACUUUUUCGGCCUCGAAAUGGGCGAGGAACCGCACGAAUAUAAAGUCGACGCGGAAGUCAUCUUGAGUACGCCGAGAAUGAAGGACGCAAGAGUUCAGGCUCGUCUCAUAUACGGCAGUCAUCCUUUCCAUCGAAACAUACAUCUACAGAUUAGCGUGUUGACCUCGCCAGACAGAGAGCCACUGGGCGUGCAAUUUACAGUUCUUCAGAGUGACACCUCAUCUUCCGGUACAUGUAAGAUUCUGGACAAGAUUCCUAUCAUGGUGUGCGAAUGGCGGCUCGUUGUGUAUCCUGCUGGUGGAAUUAAAAUAUUUGAAGUCGGUGCGGAUGUGGCGACGGCAGUUGUCCUGAUAAAAGAAAUUCGCGAUGUGAUCCUACAGGAAAGAGAUGUUUCGGUAAAGGAAAGGACAUCGAAGAAAUCCAUCUUCCGAUAUAAAUAUGACAACCCAACGUCAACUUCCUACAGCAUCCUUCUUGAAACUCCUUCGAGGAAGAUCCAGGGUAAAGCGAAGGUCUCAGACUCCGAGUCGGGUCUCAGGCUCUCUUCUCAAGAAGAAGGCUCUCACACGAAGUACGAACUCGUCUACAGUUCUCGUGAGACAGACACCGGAGAGCAGAAGUCAAGAUGGGAAUGGCAUAUUGAUCAUCCAGGGUUGGCAAAACCUGCAUUAAUUGGCCUUGAGUACACGGCGGGGAAUAACACACUCAACGGCACCAUAGACCUAGACAUCUUCCCCGAAAAAGAUAAGAUUACUGGGACCCUGAAAUCAACGCAUAUUACCAACGACAGCAUUGAGACGCAAGUUUCAGUAACUUCAAAGGUGCUGAGAACCAAUCCAAAAUUGAUCAUCACAGCAGCUAAUGCACCAGGAGUUGUUGCUUAUGACAUCAUGUUCUGGAAGAGUCCCUCCCUCCCUCCAUCAUUAGAAUUAGCUUACAAGUAUUACAAGACCCACUACAGCGAAGCGACUUUUGCCCUCACAGUCUCAACUGAAACUGAAGUGGUGUUUGAAAUGGCUGGACUGACAGAGAAUGAAAAAAAAAUCGAAUGUGAUGGUGUGAAGAUUAGUGCAACUGUGAAUGCACCAGCACUUGGUAAAUACAACGUUUUCUCCAAGAUGUGCAGGCCUGCCUUCAUUGAGGUGACCGCAAUGCGGCCUGGUGGAACUAAGGAAUACAUUGCCAAGCUUGGCCUCCGAUACCCUGACGCUGCUGAAGCAGGUGUAUAUGUGGCUAGCGACAGAGCUGGAGAGAGUCGGGGUGUUGCUGUUGUUGCUGUGAAGUUGGCUUCACCUACAAUGCUUAAGGUCGAGAUGGCUUAUGAGCCAGAAGAAGCCCAAAUUGUAAUGAGUGAAGUGAGUGGAAACCUUGGAAAAGUCGCCAUGUCUCUCAAAGCAGUUGUAAUGGAGGUCGUCCAGUUCCUCAAAGAAGAAGCUGCUGCAAAGGGUGUUGAGUUCCCAUCAUCUCAGUUAGGCAGUGUAAUGGAUGAGGCGAAGGAGGAAAUCAAGGCCAUUUACCUAGAUCUCGUAUCGGAGAUGAGAAUCCUUGACACUGAGUGGAUUGCUGAUAUCCUCGAAAGCCCUGCAGUAUCCUUCGUGUCGCGGGUCUACCUUGGAGUAUGGUCACAGAUGACUCGCCUUCAACAUCACUUUUCAACCAGUCUGGUUGAAGCGAUCCAGAGAUGGCAGGAACAAAUGAGAGGCGUUUCUGAAGUCCUUAUGGAAUCUGUAAUGGGAGUAGUGCAACUCUUGGAAGCUGGAGAGUUACCUGAAACAGUUCGUGUCAUCCUGGAAAAAAUUGCGAACACUGAGGUGUUCAGGAUUGUAAAGAGGGAAGUGGAUGAAGUGCUGGCAGAGUAUCCUGAGGAGUAUGAGGGCAUCAAGCACGUCAUUACCAAGGUGGCGGCUACUCUCAAGCAGGAUGCGGACAUUGUGUACAAGAGGAUAAUGGAAACACCAGCUGUUCAAAGGAUCUUUACCUAUGUUAUGCAACACCUCAACUCGGAGCGUGUGUUUGCUGAGGAAACGGGAAGAAUUGCCAGCCUCAUUCUGAACGAACUUCUUUUCGUUUCAAUGGAAAGAGAAGGCAACGGUGUUGAAGUCCGAAUUCCCCUCCACCGACCCUUGUAUUCACUGAUGCAAGUGGCACAAGAAGCAAUGCCCAACCCUGUAACAAUGCUUGAGAACCUGAUAUUUGCAUACGUUGAAUACAUUCCCAUCCCUGUGAGCGACGCAAUCUGGGCCUUCUACAACUUCGUACCACGCUACAUAACGGACGUGCUGCCACCCUACCCUCGAACAGCCACGGUGGUUGGCGGCACCGAGAUCCUCACCUUCAGCGGCCUUGUUGUGCGAGCACCUCGCUCGCCGUGCAAGGUUCUUCUGGCUGCUCACGGCUCCCACCGCCUCAUGAUGUCCCACCCACAAGCCUCAGCCCCAGCACAGCUUGAACUGAAGACACCAGCAGCCACCGUCAUGAUCAAGCCUGACUUUGAGGUCGUGGUUAAUGGCCAACCCCUCGCGGGAUCCCAGCAAACAUUCGGAAACGUUUGGAUUGUGAACACAGCCGAGCACAUUGAGGUGGGAUGUCCCGUAAUGAAGGUCGUGGUUGCCAAGGCAGGCGAGGCCGUAGCUGUUGAGGCUUCAGGUUGGGUGUUUGGACGCGUGGCAGGCCUACUGGGUCCCAACAAUGGAGAAAUCGCCGAUGACCGUCUCAUGCCCAGCGGUGCAGCAGCCUCCAACCCCCGCGAUUUGGUAGCUGCUUGGCAGGAGGACCGCCAGUGCUCCACCCCUGAGGCUCCUCGUGCAGAGACCACAGUAGCUCGCCUGAUUCAGUGUGAAGCAUUGCUGGGGAUUCGCUCCAGGUGUAACCCAGUGGUUCACCCACAGCCAUUUAUUAAGAUGUGUCACGCUGCCCACAAGGCUUGUGAUGCUGCCCACGCUUACAGAACCGUUUGUUCUCUGAGAGGAGUGGAAGAGAUUUUCCCUUUGGCAUGCUACUAACACCAAUGUACAUAAUGUACAUAAACGUAAAAUGUUGACAACUCAUACAGGUUUUGGAUAUGGCUAUAGAUAUUACUGUAUUUUUGUUACGUG